UUCACUCUGUGCAGUAGCUGCUCAACAUUGGAUUUUGUUUUUAUCCUGGAGAAAAUGCACCGCUCAAGUCUUCUUUUGCUGAAUUGUGUUCUGGUGAUAAGUCUCAUCCAAGGAUCCACGAGUUUUAACAGGUAAUUCCAGUCACAUCUGAUUCCUUUCAAUUCCAAAAAAACUUUGCUGGUUUUCAAUCGAUCGUUAAGAGGUUUGCUACGUCAGGUACACGGAUGGUCUUCUGUACUGCAGUGUCCUCUAUUCGCGUUUUAACUGUUCGCGUACAAUCGGUUGUCUUAGCUUCUUGUCAUCAUGCAUAUAGGCAUUGAAUGACGCAGCAGAAACGAGGCUAGUAAAUACUUGCUAGUCGUACAUUUUUUGGAGUAUUUUAUAAACUCCUUUAUUAAACCAAAUUUAAUUCGUCCCCAGCCGAACUGAUUUCGAUAAUCUGUGUCAAAACAUCUGGAAUUCAGCUGGAAGCAAUCUGAAAAUCGGUCAAGAAAUAGUUCUGUAUUCUGGAAGAAAGGCAAAACCUUUAAUCACUUUGACAAAACAAGGAAAGGCAAAAGUACAAACGGAUGUUUUUGUUAAAUUUCAAGGUGAGUUUUCAGCGCUUCACUCUUAAAUUUGAGCUUUUACUGAGAGCAUGUGUAACAGGGAGAAAGGUGUCAAUGUCACAUCUGAUUUCCGAAUGAUUAUUUUCCAAUUCAGGACGGGUAGGUCAAUACCCUGAUUAUAGGUAGAUGACUUCCACUGACCUUCUCACAAAAACAGUCUAAGAGAAGUGUAAACAACGGAAAGAGAACCCCUCCCCAAGAAAAAGGGAGAAAAGAUGAUGUCUAAGAUGUAGGUCUGACCAUUUUCUCUCGAUAUCUCACAUUUCUUACAGGCGUACCUUCCGACGGGAUUUUGAGAUUAAUAGUAGCUUGGGUGCAGGAAAGGGUUAUUUUAGAAAGGUUCUUAACGAGCUAACGGUAGUUGGGGGCACACCACUAAGUAUUCAGUACAACUAGUUACGACGGUUACUUUUUGUCAUCUUCUCUCUCUCUCUCUCUCUCUCUUGUUUAUUUAUUUUUUUGGGGGGGGGAAGGGGGAAUGGGUUGGUGCGCGUGUUUUAUGCGCCGGAGAACCACCCUUUACCCUUCAGACAAAGUGAGUAUCUUUUUGAAGGAAGUCAAAUGGUUUUGUUUGAUUUGUGUAUUACAAAGCUUUGUUAGACAACUACGAAGCAGACGAAAAUCUUCACGAGAAGCCAUCUGUUACCAAACAACGAGAGGAAGAUGUUUUUAUCGACGCCAUCAUCAAGACCAAUAGAGGACCAAUGCAGAUUGUUUUCGACUAUCUAAGAAAAAAAGGCAAAGUUUCUAUGAAGGUUUGGGAGAAACUGGCUGUCUCUUUUGUUCAAAUUUAUCUAGGUUUUAAAAUUACGAGCAGUAGGAGUCGGUGAUGAAAACUAUUACGGGAGAGGAAAUUUUACAUUUUACAUGGCACAUAACGCUGGUUGAUGUUCGUAAGUGGUUACAAAAGAAAUCGUCGUGAAAUAAAUUUGGCCAAAAACCACUACUAAUACGGUAACACCGUAGAACUAUACUUUACGAAAAAUCCUCGAAAGGCGACUUUCCAUCUGUAAGCACUGUUACUUUGCGCACGAAGUUAUCGUGCAAAAAUCGUGUCUUUCAAAUUUGGAAAUGUCCGCCGCGCGUAAGUUGCACGCGUCGUGCUAGUUCUGUUUUCAUCAUAACAUGUUUGCUCACAAUGCAAGAAUCAUUUUUUGAUCUUUACAUUUUUUCAGUGUAUUGAUCAAUUUAAGCCCGUCCUGAAGGAAAUGUGGUUCGAAAAAUACUCUAAGAGAGGACGGGGCCUAAAAUCUUCUGGUUUUGAACACACGUUUGUUGGUAUGUAUCAAUCUUAGCCUUCUAGUGUGGUGUUCUUGACAGUAACAAGAUUUAAAGAUGCGCUGCAAAGAUAAUUUGCGGAACCAAACUCAUUAUUAUCUCUUUAGGGCAUUCCUUUGACUUCAGACGCAGUAGAACUUGCUCUGAUGGCAUUUUUUCCAAGCUUUAUCCAUUGUUGUUCAUCAUAUGUAGAUAAUAAGAUUUUAAAGUAAAGUCUGUGGGUCUCAACUCUAUUGUUUAGGAGUAUCACCACCUUGUAGAUAUCCAUACAAAUCCUCAAAAUAUUACCAAAAAUACAUUUAUGGGUAUUCACUUUUCCGUGUUCUUCUUUAAAUAGGAGAACUGGGGUAUAGUAGAGGCAGUAAUACUAAGAUCACCAAAGGCUUCCACAACUGGUUCCAGUUUCUUACGGAGCGGACAUUAGGAAGAUUGACAUAUCACCCUCCUCUUAUUUCCAAAGAUUUUUCUGUUGAGGUAAGUUCCUUACUUUAGUUAUCUUUGAAACAAAACUUUCUUUAUUCGUUGAAUUUCACUCGCCAGUUUUAAUUUAUCAGUAAGCCUUGACUUAAUGUACUCGACCCAGUCUUCCCAGUUUAAAUUCGAACAUUGAAGCUAGCCAAUCAGAUUUUCGUUUCCUACUUUUGUUUUCAGCCGGCCUUAGUAAGAGCGAAGUUCCAAUGGAGGGGGAAAAGGAAGCCUCCAGGAAGCAGCUUUUUCGUGGGCACCAGUCCUGAUUUUGAGAUGGCUUUGUAUACAGCUUGCUUCUUCGAGGGAAGUAACUGCUCGUGUAAACUUAACGGGAAACAGCUAAGUUUCAAAACUAUUAAGUUCUAUAAUAAAAGGAACAUCCUCACAGCAUACCCAACAGUUUGA
Molecule: messenger RNA, 2759 nt
Organism: Pocillopora meandrina
Lineage: Eukaryota; Metazoa; Cnidaria; Anthozoa; Scleractinia; Pocilloporidae
Source: the annotation of a GenBank genome assembly